AUGGGCUUCAAGGAAUUUGUCAAGAGGAGGUCCCUCAGGGCGAAGGAUAACCAGCGUACCAGGGCUGCCGAACUCACAUUAAGAGAGUCGCUAUAUCCUAUAUGUCUUGUUACCGUUCUUUUCUUCCUUUGGGGUUUUAGUUAUGGUCUGCUCGACACGUUGAAUAAGCAUUUCCAAAACACACUUAACAUCACCAAGUCGCGAUCCUCUGGUCUCCAAGCCGCAUAUUUCGGUGCCUACCCUCUUGCUUCUCUCGGUCACGCCAAUUGGAUUUUGCGCCACUAUGGUUACCGGGCCACAUUCAUAUGGGGUCUCUGCUUAUACGGCAUUGGCGCACUCGUCGCGUUCCCUUGCAUUCUUGCUAAGUCCUUUGCUGGCUUCUGCAUGGCCAUCUUCAUCAUCGGCAAUGGCCUCGGAUCCCUAGAAACCGCGGCGAACCCUUACAUCACCGUCUGCGGUCCGCCCCGAUAUGCGGAAAUCCGCAUCAACAUAUCGCAAGCCUUCAACGGAAUCGGCACCGUCGUAGCGCCCGUGCUAGGCUCCUACGUCUUCUUCAAAUUCGACGACGCGACGGCUCUCCGAAACGUGCAAUGGGUGUACAUCGCGAUUGCGAUCUUCGUCUUCAUCCUCGCUGCCGUCUUCUUCCUCUCCGUCCUCCCCGAAAUCACCGACGCCGACAUGGCCUUCCAGGCGACCGAAACGCACGCUAACGCCGACGACAAGCCGUUCUGGAAGCAGUACCGCCUCUUCCACGCCGCCUUCGCGCAAUUCUGCUACACCGGCGCCCAGAUCGCGAUCGCCAGCUACUUCAUCAACUACAUCCGCGACACGCAGCCCGACGCCGACGACACCAAGGCAGCACAGCUCCUCGCCGGCGCCCAGGGCGGUUUCGCAGCCGGCCGCUUCUUCGGCUCCUUCGUCAUGCGCUACGUGCGCGCGCGCAAGGUCUUCCUCCUCUUCCUGGUCCUGUGUAUCGUCUUCGUCGCCCCAUCCAUCACCCAGCGCGGCUGGACCGGCAUGUCCAUGCUCUACGUAACCCUGUUCUUCGAAUCCAUCUGCUUCCCGACCAUCGUCGCGCUCGGCAUGCGCGGGCUAGGCCGCCACACGAAGCGCGGCUCCGGCUGGAUCGUCGCGGGUGUCAUGGGCGGCGCCGCCGUCCCGCCCCUCACCGGCGUCGCGGCCGAUUACCGCAACACGGCGUUUUCCAUGAUCGUGCCGCUGUGUUUCUUCGUCCUCGCCUUAUCCUACGCUAUUGCCGUUAACUUCGUCCCCGCGUACCGCGACCCCGCGGACGCGUUCUCGACGACGGAGGUCGGGCUGACGAAUCGUCGUGACGACGAGGAGGCGGCGGAUUCCGUCGGUGUUAUUAGUGAUGAGAAGGCUGUUCAGGCGGAGAUUGAAAAGUGA
Messenger RNA from Annulohypoxylon maeteangense, 1407 nucleotides. Its product is annotated as MFS general substrate transporter. Bases 1 to 1407 code for a protein of 468 amino acids. NCBI's taxonomy places the organism in Eukaryota, Fungi, Ascomycota, Sordariomycetes, Xylariales, Hypoxylaceae. Gene Ontology annotation, biological process: transmembrane transport. The transcript is spliced from 5 exons. Gene Ontology annotation, molecular function: transmembrane transporter activity. The record is from RefSeq and is a predicted model, not a curated record.